GUGAAAUCAAACAACAAAAACAAACAAGAAACGUUGCGGAAUUCGGACUACAUUUUUUUUAUUAUAAUAAUUAAUAAUUAACAGUUAAUACCAAAUACAUGCACUAUGGGUUUCAGUGAUCGGAAUAUCGGAGUUUAAAUGUAGUCGAUACAGAAUACAGAGUAGAAGAAAUUGUGCUAUGUCUAUUAGUUACUGCUUCAUCUAUUUCGUGAUACGGCUGUCCGUAAUAAGUCUGUGACAGAACAAAUUUUAUAAAAAACAACCUUUUGAACCAAGCAAGUAAACGCAAAAGGCGAUUAACCCAUUCUCGACAGUCUCCUCAUUACUGUUGCUGACUCAAACGCCUUGAAACAAUCCAAAAUCAUCACUUAACCUUUGAUGUGAUACGGUUUACACGGGCAUUUGUAUUUAUGAGGACGUUUCAUUUUCCAACCAUGUCCAUAUCAUUGUGGUCAAUAUUGAAUAGAUUUAACACCGAUAAAGCUGCAUCAUACAGCCGCUUAUCUACCGGCACUGGACACUUUCGCAUCACUGUUUGGGACCCUGCGUUGAUUGUUGCUCAAAUAGCGUCUGUCCAAUGUCUUUACUACUUCACCAUGUGUGUUUGGAUCACUAUUAUCAGCUAUGUGGUUGGCACUUCAAGAUCGUUGGACAUCAUAUUUGAAUUCAAAGAGCUAAGCAAGGUCAACAGUGAAAAAUUUGUUAUCGCCGUGUUUGCAUUGAAUGCACUUAGUGGGGCUACAUUCAUUUGGCGCAUUGUUGAACGAUAUCGAUUGUGUUUAGAUUUUUCUUGUACAAUACACACCAUACACUUGGCAGCUUGUAUUUGGUAUAACAGAACGUUUCCUACUCCAUUUUGGUGGUUAUUAAAUGCUUCGUGUGCAGCAAUCACGUGUAUAUGCGCCGAAUUUCUAUGUAUGCGGACAGAGUUAAACACUAUACCUGUAAAUAGUGGACAAACGCCAAAAGUUGAUUUGUAAAAUAUGUAUACUGUAUAAAUAUUAAUUUGUAAAUGAACACUAAGAAUUAAUUUUUAAAGUGAUAAUAUGUAUUUGUUGCAGUCAGUCGUAGUUUAUUUUAUUUUUAUCCAUAAAUAUUAACAAAACUUAGUUAAAAAUAUAAAAUUAUAAAACAUUUAUAUGUAUCUUUGAUAUUGGCUGUGAAAAUACAAUAUAUUAUAUUACUAAAUA
Messenger RNA from Metopolophium dirhodum (rose-grain aphid), 1190 nucleotides. It is a transcript of the gene Sys1, whose product is annotated as protein SYS1 homolog. The coding region runs from base 411 to 980 and encodes 189 amino acids. Lineage: Eukaryota; Metazoa; Arthropoda; Insecta; Hemiptera; Aphididae. Gene Ontology annotation, cellular component: trans-Golgi network; Golgi membrane. Gene Ontology annotation, biological process: Golgi to plasma membrane protein transport; protein localization to Golgi apparatus; Golgi to endosome transport. The record is from RefSeq and is a predicted model, not a curated record. The transcript has 4 exons.